UGUCACAUCGUUCAUCUCGUCUGCGCUUGUCAUUGACAUGGAAUACGUUCCGAGAUAUUCACAGCCGUUUACCUUGCAAGAGGCGAGGGGACUUGAUGUCCCUAUAAUUACGGAAGAAAUUUCGCGUCUCCAGAACUCUAUUGCGCAUCUUCAGAGGACCCAGGAUGAACUGAAAGACGCCCUGUCGAUUACACCCGGCGACUUAGAAUUGUUAGAAGCGUUCGAGGAGAAUGAGGUAGUCAUUGGUUCCCAGAAUGAACGGAUCAGCAUGUUACGGAUUGCCCUGGCCGAGAAAGGGGUACCCAUGAGUGCCCACUACGACCUUCGUGUCCAGCUCGGUACAACGGCAAUGGAAACCUCGAAUGCUGCAGCUCCUCCAGGUACUAUACGAUCCGGAAACCCUCGCACAGAGGGUCCAUCCACUGCCUCCAUAGACGGUGAAAACAUAGACGGUGAAAACAUAGACGGUGAAAACAUAGACGGUGAAAAUGAGGGCAUAUAUUUGUAGUGUAC
Molecule: messenger RNA, 513 nt
Organism: Dichomitus squalens LYAD-421 SS1
Lineage: Eukaryota; Fungi; Basidiomycota; Agaricomycetes; Polyporales; Polyporaceae
Exons: 3
Coding region: 38-508 (156 amino acids)
Biological process (GO): proteasome regulatory particle assembly
Molecular function (GO): protein-macromolecule adaptor activity
Source: RefSeq, a predicted model, not a curated record